UCACAUAGUGCUCUGUUUAUGUUUUUAAAAAGCGAUUACGUAUUGGUAUCGUGAGGCUUGCAAACCUUAAUUCACCGAGUGUAUCUUUCUGGUAUCGAGGAAUAGCAUCUUCAAAAUUAUAUUUAUAUCCAAAGUGUAAAUUACUCAGGGGGGAAAAAUGGAUGCAAAGGUUUUUGAUGGAAACUUCUCUGAAUGUUUAAAAAGUCUUCUGGAAGUUGGUGACAGCAAGGCAUAUAUUCAGACGCUGAAAAAGGCAUUAGCUGAGAUUAAGACAGAUGAAAAACAUCUGAGCGACCCUGUAGUUUGUGAAUUCAUUACCAGCAUCUACUUCAAAUGUAAGCAGAAAAAUCCUGUUAGACGUGUUUUGAUAAGCUAUAUUGAGAGCCUUACAAGCACUAAUAAAUCAACACUGAAAGGUUGUCUCCAGCACCAGUUACUUCAACAGCUGGACCUGCCAAAUAGCGACAUGAGCAAUAUUUCUCUUCUCAGAUGUAGAGUCGACACAAUCUCUGCUCUGAUGGACAAUUUCCCGACAGGUGAAGAAUGUCUUGGAUCUGUAGCUCUUAGAGUUUUACAGUUUUUGGCACACAGUCUCUCCAGCAUUCUACACAUUUACAGUGAAACAUUAUCCCCAGUACAGAUGAACGAAAUAAUGCACCACUGCCUGGUUACCAUCCAGUCAUCAAAUCGCCUUCUGCAGAAGUAUGUUGCUAUGACAACAAAGACAUGUAGUGAGCAGGAAAGUCACGAGUUGCAUGAAAUGAUCAUGCAGUAUUUGGAGAGUGAUGUUUUUAUACUUGUGAAAGAUGACUUUUUAACUGAUUGCCGCUGUGGUUGUGCGAUGAACAUUGCAUUGUUGCUGAAAUUAACUGUGGCUGACAAUGUGCCUCACUUGCUUAUGAGUGUGAUGUUCCCACAUAUUAACCCUUCACAUGACUUGGCUCCUUACACUCUUCCUGACUGGCUGGCUGUCGGUGACAUCACCAAAUUAGAAGUUGCCAAUCUGUCACUGGUUUCACAACUGUGUUUGAUAUUCGGUUUCAUUGCUAAAUUGGACCUGCCAGAAUUAAUGGUGGAAAUUACUCCAGGAAAGCCAAACCUGAUUUCUGUUUUCCUAGACCAGCUUUUGACAUUCAGCAAAAGGUGUUCAGAUACAUCUAGCAAAGUACUGCUGGCCAAGACGAUGGCUCUAUGGACUAGCAGAAUGUGUACAGGAUUGGAAUGUAAGUGUGUUCCUUGCCACUUACAUCGCUCACUCUCUGGCAAGGGCUCCAUCGUUAAAGAGAUCCUGCAGUAUAUCUGGACAGCCUGGGAUGAUCAGAUUGAUGUAAUUCGGCAGAAUGCAAAGAAUACUUUUGAAAGUUCCAUCAAGAUCCACAUUUUAGCAUCACAAACAGAUGCCAAGACUGACACAUUUAUCCAGAGUGUAACGAGAGAAUUGCUCAAUGUCAACUGGAGUAACAAAGGCAAAUAUGGAGCGCUUGCCUCCAUGGUCACCAUUCUCACAGUGAGUGGGCUGUUGGAGUUACGGCCCUUGAUUGCCACUGAGUUAAUUGAGCAGCUUAAAGAACAGAUGUCUGCCAGUCAGGCUAGCGAUUUGUACGACCGACUGUGUCGAAGUCAUCAAGCUGAAUGCACGUCACCCAAGACCAGUGAUCCCGACUGUGAGACAAAAUGGCUGACGUUGUGGUGUCAGCCGGUUAUCAGCGCCCUCUGUGGGGACCACAGACCUCAGAAAACUACCAUUAUAGAGUAUGUAUUGCCAAAACUGCUGAAAACCAGCAAGACUGUGUUGCCAUAUAUAAUCAAGCAGCUCACUGUAACAGUGAGUCCAUCCAGAAGUCAGACAUAUGCCUUGAUAACAUGUUUGAGGCGAGCUCGCUGUCUGGGGCAGCUACAUCACUCAGUGGAGAGCUCCGAGUCAGGGGAAACGACUCUCUGGUAUGGGUUGGUCAGAAUAGAUGUUUUGAAGUUUGCUCUCACCUCCGUGGAUGACCAGGUUCGUUUGGAUGCAUUUGCUCUUCUUUGUGAAAACAACAAAACUACUGAACCAAUCAGUGAGCUGGAGUUUGAUUUGGUGCAGUACUUCCUUCCUUUCAAUCUGAACAACCAAUCACCUGCUUUCAGACAACAUUUGCUUUCUUAUGUUCAGAAGCUGUUUCAUAGAUUGAAGGAAAGUUGGCAAACUUUGGCACGACAUGUAAAGAGAGGAGAUGAAACAAAAUGUGAUGAAGCAGCUACUAACAUGGCUGUUUAUCAGGAUUUUCUUCAUUGGCUUAAAGACUUGAUGUUUACAAGUGUACACCUUGGAUCAGCAUUUCCUCGUAGGACAACAUGUUUAGGAGUUCUCUUACUUAUGGUCAACUCUGCACAACAAAUGUCAAAGCUUUGUACAGACCACUUGUUUGUGUGUGUGUAUCAACUUGGAGACAGUCACACACAGAUACUACUAGACUGUCUCAUGGAUACGUUUGAAGAAAACAAAAUGGCUGCAUCUAAAAUAUUGUCUGCUUGCAUGAAACAUGGAUUUGGAUAUCAAACUCAGGUUGAGAGUCUCUUUAAAUCAGCUUUGGAGUUGUCCACCAGCAACAAACCUCAGGAUUGCACCACUGCAGCCUACCUCUUCCAGUAUCUUCUUCAACAGCCUUCCAUCCUCGUUGUCAUGAAAACAUAUGCUUCUUCUUUGACAACCAGGCUCUUUGCUAGGGACGAUCCAGUGAUGGACAGAUGCCCUCCCCUCCUACUGCUCUCUAUUCUGUUAAUGCUGCUUAGAGAGCAACUGUCUGUUGCCAGACGUAGCCUCACUUCAGCUGCCGCUAAUGGACCAAUGUAUCCCACGCUACACUGCAUUAGAUACAUCCUGUCAGAAAUUAACUAUAAAUCUGUAUCUACAGAGUAUCUUGUGUCUUGGAGAGAACUAUUUGACGAUUUGAUCCAUCUAUGUUUAGACCUGUCUAAAGUUGUCUCCCCUGUGGUGCAGGCUUCAUCACCAGAGGGCAACGUGCCUCUUGAUAUUAUCCAGGGUUUGAACCUGGAUGGCAACACUAACGAGACCUCAUCAAAGGAUUCCAGUGAUAAACUUGUGACGUUGAUGCCAGAGUUUCUCGUGGUUUGUUGUUGGAGAACCAUUAAAGAGGUGUCGCUGGUGUUCGGGUACAUCUGUCAGAACGUUCCUGUUGUCGAAUCAUCGCCACAACACGGCGUUAUCAACACACACCAGUUACUUCUGAUCGGUGAUUACUUCAAGAAUCAGCUUCUAGAAUCCAUCCAUCGUGGAGCGUUUGAGUUGGCCUAUGCUGGCUUUGUUCAGAUGUGCGACAUGCUCUGGAGGAGUUCUGUUCAACAACUUCACCAACUUCCCAGUCAGUGGCUCCAGGCAGUUCUGUCAGAUGUCAGGGGAAAUAACUCUACUUUGUGUGCAACCAGACGCAGUGCUGGCGUUCCAUUCUAUGUACAGGCCUUGGUAUCAACCGAGCCGAGCCUGACAGGAAGGACUUGCUUCAAGUCGGCCAUGACAGCUCUUCUGUGCCUGGCUCUGAAAUCAGACGACUGCACUGAUGCACAGGUCCACUCACUGAAUAUUCUGCGAGCGUUAUUCCGAGACACGCGUCUGGGUGAGGAUGUGUCUCCGUACAUUACAGAUGGUUUAACAGCUGCUGUGCUUGGCUUCAAGUCAAAGAAUUGGGCGGUCCGCAAUUCCUCCACCCUUCUGUUAAGUGCUCUGAUGACGCGAGUGUUCGGUGUCAAGAGAAGCAAGGAUGAAAGUUCAAUUUCCAAGAAAAACUGUCAGACUGGUCGAGCUUUUUUUCACCGGUAUCCAGCACUGUAUCAGUUUCUAUUGCAGGAGCUCACGGAGGCCACACAAAAUAUUGAUUGCUCAGAGCAUAAUGAGCUUCAUCCAAGUCUCUAUCCAGUUCUUAUGGUUCUUGGUCGACUUUUUCCUUCAUCACUAGAGGGUGCCGACACCAACCUCAAUCUGGCAGCAUUCAUACCUUAUAUUAUCAAGUGUGCGUCAAGUCCUGUGUACAAGACAAGAAUGAUGGCUGCCAAAGCUUUGCAGCCAUUGGUCCAAAAAGAUCAGCUGAUUUGUGUCAUCCUCCAAUUAAUAAGGCAGCUUCCAACAUCAUCAGCCAAUCAGAUCAAACAGAGUUGUGUCCAUGGUUAUCUCCUCCAGAUUGAGCUUCUACUGGUGAUUGUUCGUAAUUCUCAGAGUGACUUUCUUCAAGAGCACACUCUACACACAGUGACCAGUGCCUGGAUGAGGUGUCUCUGGCUGGUUUCCAGGGCCAACACCUGUCUUGUGACGAGGAAGUCUGGAUUUGACAUCUGUGACCUGCUGCUGUCUUUAGGAUCGACUGAACACCCAGGAACCGAUUCACUUCAUCAGGCUGUGGUGGACACACUCCGUUUAGAAGUGAGCUGGGAGCCAAUCGACACACCACAACCAUUUGUAGAGGAGUUCAUGACAACUGUGGCACACCUUUGUCUCAAAUAUAUUGUGAUCUUGUCUUCAACUGAGAGAAAUAUAGAAGGUCAGUUACAGGAUGAUUGCAUAAAAGAAAGUCGGCUACCAGAGGAUGAAGAAAAAUCUCAGCUACGAGGAGAUGAUUUAAAAGACGAUCCUCAGGUUUUAGAACAUUCUCCACAAAAACAGAUGGAAAAUUUGAUUUUAACAUUACUCAGCUCCAAACUGUACGAAGUGAGGCUGGCAGUUCUGACCACCUUAAACAAUCACUUUUCUCAUGAGUCUGUGAAAGAGGAACAAGAUCACGACACUUCGCGACAUUAUUUCUUCAACCCUGCUAUUGUCAGAUGUUGUCAGACCAAGCAAGUUUUUGAAAAGCUCCUGACGAUGGCUCUGCAUACAGAAUGGCACCACGCCUGUCUUGCACUGGUAUUUGAAACUUUAAAGACUUAUCCAUCCAUUCAUAGUUUGAUUAAACACAGUGAUAUUAAGGAAAUAUUCAGACUGCUACUGCAAAGACUUAUGAAUGAACAGAGAUCGGAGGUAAAAUCAUCCAUCAUCGACUUCUCGGGAGUUGCGCUGUCUGCAGUCUACUCGCACCUGACGCAGGUGAGAAGCUGUGAGUUAUACCGGUAUCUCACCGAGUGGUGUCGGUGUAUCUCACGAUACAGUCAGUCCGAUCACAGUUGUCACGUACAGACGAGCUGUGCUAAAGCCAUCCAAGAUAACGCGGUCAGCCUUCUUGUUGAUCCUAACAAUGUACUGGACUGUCUGACAUUUGACGUGUGGGAAGUCGUCGUCAGCCUGCUGCAGGAAGAUGAUCUGGAAGUGAAAGAUGUGACGUCUGCCAUUGUCCUAGUCCUGGACGGCCGGUCACACCUGACAGACGUACAGCCUACGCUGGUUUUGAAACUCCUGUUAGCCAAGAUGGUGGACAUCCAUGGAGGCAGAAACAAAGUGGGUUGCAUGAGUACACUGAUAACAUGGAUUAAGAAGAGCGAUUCUGCUUGUGAGCACCAGGAGGAGAGGCUGUUUGACCGAGGGGAAAUCAACACAUACAGAGAAGAUGUUCUCUUUGUACAGCUGGUCGCAAAGCAGCUCGAGAAGGUGACUCAGCAAGCUUUCUGUUGUGAUGGUCAUUUCACUGGAAAGUCUUCUAGUGAUGCUAGUCAAAGUAAGGAUAAUGAAAAAAGUGCAGAUCAGAAAUCAGAAGAUGAAUCCGUCAGGAAGUCUUCUGGAGAUACAAGUCAAAUGGAGGUUAAAGGCAAAAGUACAGAUCAGAAAUUGGUGGACAAUUUUACCAGUAUGUAUUCUGGAGAUACAAGUCAAAGGGAAGACAAAGGAAUAAAAAUAAAACAUGAAUCAGUGGAUCAUUCUAUGAGGAAAUCAUCUGUAGAGGCAGCUCAAACAGGUGAUACUGUAAAACAAGCAGUUACGGAACCGGAUGAUUCGUGUAUUGAAGCCUUGUUUUGUGAUCUGCUGGAGUAUUUCUGUGUCAAGGUAAAUGACUUGGAUGUAAUCAGUCCUGUGUCACCUUUCACAGACUCUGCUGUGUUUGAAUCCAGUCUAAAGACCCUUCUGAUAGCAGCCACUGUUGUGAAAUGUACAAGACACAUAUCCAAGUCUGGAACCCUCCAAUCUCUUCACGACCAACUCCAGCAGGCUGUAAACUCCAGGUGUGACCCAUCCCAUACAUUCCUAGAUGGCUGCUUAUAAUGUUGAAUGUGUUAACAGCUACAUUAUCAUAACACUGUAAAUCAUUGCAAAACCAUUGUGAUCUUAAUAAAAUCUAUAUGAUUUUAUGGCCUCUCAUUUGUUUAUAUUAAUUGUUAAGUUUAUGUCACUUGAACUGAACAUCUUCAUAUAAUACUACAUGAUUCCAACACCAACUCAUUUUUAAAAUUCUCUUCAAAUGGUUUUCAUUAUCUUUUUAACAAAAACAAUCAUAGAUUUUAAUUAUGUACCAGAAGUGUUUAAUUUCUGUCACUAGACUAACCAUAUUAGGACCACCGAUUCUAAAAAUGUACACUGGUGACUCAAACAUGCUCUCUUUUUGUCUUUUUUUGUCAGGUGUUUCAAAAUGAAAGCCCAUUUUACAUGUACAUCACAUUAUAAAUUUCCAAAGAAAAUAAAAGAUUUUACUGGU
Messenger RNA from Gigantopelta aegis, 6611 nucleotides. RefSeq names its product thyroid adenoma-associated protein homolog. NCBI's taxonomy places the organism in Eukaryota, Metazoa, Mollusca, Gastropoda, Neomphalida, Peltospiridae. The transcript is spliced from 39 exons. Gene Ontology annotation, biological process: tRNA methylation. Bases 158 to 6181 code for a protein of 2007 amino acids. The record is from RefSeq and is a predicted model, not a curated record. Gene Ontology annotation, cellular component: cytosol.